Panonychus citri (citrus red mite) is the source of this 2557-nucleotide messenger RNA. RefSeq names its product trissin receptor-like. NCBI's taxonomy places the organism in Eukaryota, Metazoa, Arthropoda, Arachnida, Trombidiformes, Tetranychidae. Gene Ontology annotation, cellular component: plasma membrane. Gene Ontology annotation, molecular function: G protein-coupled receptor activity. Gene Ontology annotation, biological process: G protein-coupled receptor signaling pathway. The record is from RefSeq and is a predicted model, not a curated record.
AUUGAACUUGUAAAUCAAAAGUUAUCAUUGAAUAAAAAAAUGAUUUAACAAUUAAAUCAAUUGUCAAAAAUGAGCUUACCGAUUAUUGAAAUUGUAAAACAAUGUUUUCAGAUAUUUAUCAUCAUGGGCAACAAUUAACAUCACAAUUAACUAUCAUUAAUAGUAGACUCAACUUGAAGCCGUUGCAAUUGAAUGCUAAUCAUUUACAGUUAAUCAUCACAAUUAUUAUAAGUGAUUUAAAUUGUUUGCGAACUCAAUUAAGUGAUUGUUUUGUUGAUCUAAAAAACUACAAAAAUGGAGUCAAAACUAUUCAAUGGAUUAACUAAUUGUCGUCUCAUCUUUAAUUGUGGACAAUUAACUCACUUUCAAUUGAUAUGGUGCAACAUUAUGAGUUCAAUGAUCAAGUUAAUUGUAAUGAAAGUUAUCUCGUUUACUUCAUAAUUAACAAUGAUUCAAUUAAAAUGAAUACAAGUUAUCCGGAUGAAGGUGAUUCCUUAUUAACUAAUAAGAGCUUUAAAAUUGGACUAAUUGUUUUCUACAUUUUGAUAUUUUUCUCAACAUUUGUUGGUAAUUUGGUGGUCAUUCUAGUGGUCAUUUUACAGAAGAAAAUGAGAAAUUCGACAAACUUUUUUUUCACCAAUCUUGCGUUCUCUGACCUUUGUGUCGGAUUCUUCUGUAUAUUUCAAGAUUUAUCUUCCUUCCUCCAACCAACAUGGCCUUUCGGUGUGAUCAUGUGUAAGAUGUCAUUUACGCAGACAAUGUCCUACACGGCUUCCAUAUUUACUAUGGUCAUUAUUUCAAUCGAAAGAUAUAUUGCCAUUUGUUAUCCAAUUCGAGCUAAAAAAGUUCUACAAAUGAGAAAUUUUCGCCUCUCAAUAGGUAUGGUUUGGCUUCUUUCGGCCAUCAUUUGUGCACCAAAUCUUUGGAUGUAUGGGGUAGUCGCAGUGACCAAUAGGAUGGACGGUACUGACCACAUUUGUAUGCUUCAAAAGCUCAUUUAUAACAUAAGAUUUUUCAAUAUGAUCAAUGCUUUACUACUCUUCCUUUUACCAAUGAUAUUAAUGUCAUUUCUUUAUAUACGAUUGGGUCUUAAGUUGAAAUGCCGUCGAUUUGAUUCACCGAUAACAACAACAACUGUCCUAACAUCAUCUCUAUCUCGUGCUAGCACUUCUACUCAUACAACUACUACCGCAACUACAGCAACAACAACAACAACAACCACUACCAUUGAUGGUAACUCACCAACCUCUUCAACAACGAUAACCACACCAAAAGCAAUCAAUAAAUCAGCAUCCGCACCAACAUCUCCUAUUGAUGGUAAACGAAGGCAUCGAUUUGUUAACUUAUACAAAUUACCAAUAACUCAUCAUAAUCAUCACAAUUCAGGAGUUAACAGUUUCCGAACGGAAGAAGUGACCUGUGCCAUUGUAAGUCAACCUCCGUUUACGGGAGUAAAGUGCCUAUGGAAGAAAAAAGGAGAUUCCUUUGAGGAUUUCAGGGCAGAAUUUGCCAGAUCUUUGGGUAAUUAUGGUAAACAACCAGGUCGAGGGACUAAAAAAGGAUCUGUGAUCAAUUCCCGACGUCGAGUGAUCCGGUUACUUGUCGUGGUGGUUUUGACCUUCGCUCUGUGCCACUUUCCGAUUCACCUUCGUAAGCUAAUCCAAGAUUGGUACACGGGAUAUCAAGAGGCCUCGGUCGAGGGUCGAUUGGCGACAAUUGUGACCAACAUGUUAAUGUACAUAAAUUCGGGACUUAAUCCGAUUCUUUAUGCUCUUUUAUCAUCUAAAUUUCGUAAAUCAUUGAAAGGAUUAUGUUAAUUGUUGUAUUAAAAUACUUGAGACAACACAAUUAACUUGGUUUUUUUUGCUAUUCCAAUGAUAUUAAUGUUCAUUAAAUCAUCAGAGACUCAAUCAACUACUUGAAAUAUAAUUACAAAAGAUUAACAAUUGAUUGAUAAUUUAAUCCUUUGCAUUAAUUUAAAAUGAAACAAUUUAAUCAGCACAAAGUUUGCUAAUUGUUUCAAUCUUUUGCUAAAUACUCAUUGAUUAAAGCAAUUUGAAUCUUCAGGGAUUAAUCACUUAGCUGAUCAUUAAACAAGCAUUUUAAUUGUUGUGUCAGUGAAUUGGUGAUGAUUUAAUCAGCUAAUUGUAAUGAUACGUUUUUUAAUUUACUUUCACAAUUUGGUUUAAAAUUGAAAUGAUUAACCUGAUAGUUUGUAAACUCGUUCAACUAUAAUUAACUUGACCAAGAUUAUUGAUUAAUUGAUUGAUUGAUUUGUUACCAAUCAUAUAAAAGUAAAUAGAGUUUAUUAAAUUUUGAUUGUUCCAAUAAAAAUUGUUCUCGAUACAAACAAAUUUAAUUUAAUUCAGUUAAUCGUUAAUCUUUUUUUUUAUUAUAUUUACCUUUCAAGGUUCAUAACCUCUGAUGAUUAAGAUUUAAUCAACUUAUCAUUGUUAUUAUUUCAUUGAUGUAAAGUUUAACAAUUUAAUAUCAUUCCAAUGAUGAAAACAAAACUCUAAUUAAAUUAAUUCAUCUUUUAUCAUGUUAAUCAUCAUCA